UUCGCCGAGGACGGCUCCCGUACCGUGGCACAGGGCACAAAGCGGGAGGGCUGCACCAUCCUCUUCAUGAUGCUCUACUUCUUUGGCAUGGCCAGCUCCAUCUGGUGGGUCAUCCUCUCCCUCACCUGGUUCCUGGCCGCCGGCAUGAAGUGGGGCCAUGAGGCCAUCGAGGCCAACUCCCAGUACUUCCACCUGGCCGCCUGGGCCGUGCCAGCCAUCAAGACCAUCACCAUCCUUGCCCUGGGGCAGGUGGACGGGGAUGUCCUCAGCGGAGUCUGCUUUGUGGGCAUCAACAAUGUGGACGCCCUGCGGGGCUUUGUGCUGGCCCCCUUGUUCGUCUACCUGUUCAUCGGCACCUCCUUCCUGCUGGCCGGCUUCGUGUCCCUCUUCAGGAUCCGGACCAUCAUGAAGCACGAUGGCACCAAGACAGAAAAGCUGGAGAAGCUCAUGGUGAGGAUAGGCAUCUUCAGCGUCCUCUACACAGUGCCGGCCACCAUCGUCAUUGCCUGCUAUUUUUACGAGCAAGCUUUUAGGGAACAGUGGGAGAGGAGCUGGGUCACGCAGAGCUGUAAGAGCUACGCCAUCCCCUGCCCCAACAACCACAGCAGCCACCACCCACCCAUGAGCCCCGACUUCACCGUCUUCAUGAUCAAGUAUCUUAUGACCUUAAUCGUGGGCAUCACCUCGGGCUUCUGGAUCUGGUCUGGGAAAACCCUGAACUCCUGGAGGAAGUUUUACACCAGGCUCACCAACAGCAAGCAGGGCGAGACCACCGUCUGA
This is a messenger RNA of Egretta garzetta (little egret), 780 nucleotides long. It is a transcript of the gene FZD1, whose product is annotated as frizzled class receptor 1. The annotation marks the transcript as partial. The record is from RefSeq and is a predicted model, not a curated record. Gene Ontology annotation, biological process: canonical Wnt signaling pathway; non-canonical Wnt signaling pathway. The transcript has a single exon. Gene Ontology annotation, molecular function: Wnt-protein binding; Wnt receptor activity. NCBI's taxonomy places the organism in Eukaryota, Metazoa, Chordata, Aves, Pelecaniformes, Ardeidae. Gene Ontology annotation, cellular component: plasma membrane.